AUGUCGAUGCUGAUCCCCACCGCAGCUGGAGCGGUGUCCAAGGUGUUCCUCAAGCAAUGGUGUAACGAGGUGCGCGUCACAGGCUUGCCGACCUUCUUGGACAAGCUAAAUUCGGAUCGAGGCGUUCUGACCAGUGAGUGGCUGCUCCUGAGAGUGGGUUUCUUUAUGGGGUAAAGUGGAAAGCUGAUACUUUGCUGUGGUCUGUUCCAUUUCAGUCGCCAAUCAUAUCUCGGUGUACGAACCUAUUCAAGCUACCCGUCCAACACUCGUGGCGCGCUCUUGCUCGAUCCUCUGACAUCCGCUGCCCGAGGUCUUGGUCGAAAGGGAAGCUGAUCUGGUCCUCUUGGCCCGAUUGCACAGCGUUGAUGAGCCUUUCAUGUGGGGUUGUCUACCCAUAUCUCUUUUUACGGACACUCGAACCACUCGAUGGACACUAGGCGCAAGCGACAUGAUGUUCACCGGAAAGUUCGUCAGCCUUUCUUCCACUUCCGCCGAUAUACACUCUGCGUGAUCUGACGAUGCUCUCGGCGGCGCAACAGGUGGGAUAGUUGGUUCUUCUCGAGAGGCCAGGUCAUGGAGACUUUGCGCGGGAAAGGCAUCUACCAAAAAGCGAUCGAUCGUGCGGCCAAGAAGCUCAACGACGGGCAGUGGGUGAGUGGUGGUGAAAGUCCUUACCCUGUUCUUCCCAAUGCGACCUCUCUCUUUCCAAUCUCAAGCCUGAGUUCAAUCCUUCUGUCUGGAUCUAAUUUUCUUGUUCUCGACUGCAACAGGUGCACGUCUUUCCGGAAGGAAUGAUCAAGCAAGACACCUUGAACGAACUUCGGAGGUUCAAGUGGGGGAUAUCGAGAUUAUUGUUCGAGACGGAUCCGGAAAGAAUGCCCCAUGUGGUGCCGAUAUGGAUCAAAGGUGAGAAGAAACAGAUAUCUCGGCAACCUAGGAGCGCUCCUAAAACCUCUCGACCACUUCCCGCCGACCAGGUUUCGAAGAGGUGAUGGAUGAGCGACGAGGGUGGCCCCGAAUGCUCCCUCGGCCGGGGAAGAACGUCUCCAUCAUGUUCGGCAAUUCGAUCAACUCGGCGAUCGAUCCUCUCAUGGCCAAAUAUAGGACCAAUUUUCCCAAUCCUUGGCGACCGGCGACAUAUGGGAACGACGUCAAGGAGGAUCUUCGAGUCGAACCUGAGGGUUUGGCGGCGAUGAGGAGUGAGCUGGCGGCGCGGAUUAGGGACGAGCUGAUGAAGUUGGGCAACGAUGGGAGGCUGGAGAAGAUGUUGGAACAAAAACCGAAUCGGAUAAGAUGGAAUCGACUGGAAUGA
Molecule: messenger RNA, 1312 nt
Organism: Microbotryum saponariae
Lineage: Eukaryota; Fungi; Basidiomycota; Microbotryomycetes; Microbotryales; Microbotryaceae
Source: the annotation of a GenBank genome assembly